Messenger RNA from Polyodon spathula (Mississippi paddlefish), 1014 nucleotides. Its product is annotated as adenosine receptor A2a-like. The transcript has a single exon. Gene Ontology annotation, molecular function: G protein-coupled adenosine receptor activity. Bases 1 to 1014 code for a protein of 337 amino acids. Lineage: Eukaryota; Metazoa; Chordata; Actinopteri; Acipenseriformes; Polyodontidae. The record is from RefSeq and is a predicted model, not a curated record. Gene Ontology annotation, cellular component: membrane. Gene Ontology annotation, biological process: G protein-coupled adenosine receptor signaling pathway; adenylate cyclase-activating G protein-coupled receptor signaling pathway; vasodilation.
AUGGACUGCGAUAUCAGUCAGCACCUAACCCAGAAAAUGAAUGAUUCUAAAAACAGCAGCAUUCUGGAAACUCUGCCUGCAGAUCAAGUUCUUCAGCUCAACAUCCCCUAUGCUGCCGCAGAACUUGUGAUUGCUGUGCUCUCCACAGUGGGCAACAUGCUUGUCUGUGUUGCAGUGAUGAAGAACAGAAAACUACAAACAGUCACCAACUACUUCCUGGUCUCACUGGCCACUGCCGACAUCUGUGUGGGAGCCCUGGCCAUCCCUUGCGCUAUAAUGACCGAUUUGGGCAUUCCCAGGUACAACCUAUACCUCUGUCUACUAAUGCUGUCAGUGCUUAUCAUGCUAACCCAAAGCUCAAUUUUUAGCUUGCUUGCUGUGGCAGUGGAGCGUUACAUUGCAAUCUUCCUCCCCUUCCAUUAUCAGACCAUCAUGACCCCGAGAAAUGCCAUAAUCAUUAUCAUUGUCACCUGGAUUUUAGCUUUCUUGAUCGGACUGGUUCCUCUGAUGGGGUGGCAUAAAACGUCUCCCGACUCAGGUUACUGUUUCUUUGUCUUUGUGGUCGAUAUGACGUACAUGGUUUAUUUUAACUUCUUUGCCUGCGUGCUGACCCCCCUCAUCAUCAUGUUCCUCAUCUAUGCCCAGAUCUUCAUUGCUGUGAAGCAUCAAAUCAGGCGAAUGGCAGCCAACAACAUCCAGAGCAAUGUGCAGAACAAGCAAGCAGACAGCAUUAAAAAGGAGAUGAAGACAGCCACCUCCCUGUUUCUGGUUCUCUUCCUAUUCACCAUCUGCUGGAUUCCUCUGCACAUCAUCAACUGCUUUAUCGUGCUCUGCCCCCAUUGCUCCAUCCCACUACCGCUACUCCUAACGGCCAUCAUCCUGUCCCACGCCAACUCUGCCGUCAACCCCAUCCUCUAUGCUUACAAGAUGAAGUCUUUCCGGAGGACCUUCAAGGCCAUUUUCCUGUGCUACAGCAAUGUGGUAGAGCCAGAGGACUUACCAGAGGAACACUAG